AUGACUCAGUAUAACCAUUCAGCAGAGCUCUCUCUCCAGAGCUCAGCAAAUAAGUCAUUAAAUUUCACUGAAACACCACUGGCUUUGGAUGAAAGGACACUAUUAGGGCUGAAGAUUUCUCUGUCAGUCCUUCUGUCUGUUAUAACUUUGGCAACGAUCCUGGCAAACGUUUUUGUUGUUAUUACAAUUUUUCUGACUAGAAAGCUCCACACACCUGCAAAUUACCUCAUUGGCUCCUUGGCAGUGACUGAUCUUUUAGUAUCUGUCCUAGUAAUGCCCAUCAGUAUUGCUUAUACUGUCACCCACACAUGGGCCUUUGGCCAAGUGUUGUGUGAUAUCUGGUUAUCAUCAGACAUCACGUGCUGCACAGCCUCAAUCCUACACCUCUGUGUUAUUGCACUGGACAGAUACUGGGCUAUCACAGAUGCUUUGGAAUAUGCCAAACGCCGGACCGCUGGCCGAGCAGCACUCAUGAUUGCUGUGGUCUGGAUGAUAUCUAUUAGUAUUUCUGUGCCACCAUUUUUCUGGAGGCAAGUGAAAGCUCAUGAAGAAAUUGCAAAGUGUACUGUGAACACAGAUCAAAUUUCCUACACAAUUUAUUCCACUUGUGGAGCUUUCUACAUCCCGACUGUACUCCUCCUGAUAUUGUAUGGUAGAAUUUAUGUAGCGGCUCGAUCCAGGAUUCUGAAGCCACCCUCAUUAUAUGGGAAACGUUUUACUACUGCACACCUGAUUACCGGCUCUGCUGGGUCUUCCCUCUGCUCCAUUAAUGCUAGCCUUCACGAAGGGCAUUCCCAUUCAGGUGGAUCCCCAAUAUUUAUCAAUCAUGUUAAAAUAAAGCUUGCAGAUAGUGUCCUGGAAAGGAAAAGAAUUUCUGCUGCAAGAGAAAGGAAAGCCACCAAAACUUUAGGCAUUAUUCUGGGAGCUUUCAUUUUCUGCUGGCUGCCUUUUUUUGUCAUGUCCCUAGUCCUACCAAUCUGCCAAGAUGCUUGUUGGUUUCAUCCCAUCCUACUGGACUUUUUUACAUGGUUAGGUUACUUAAACUCAUUGAUCAAUCCAGUCAUUUAUACAGCUUUUAAUGAAGAAUUUAAACAGGCUUUCCAAAAACUAAUACAUUUCAAAAAGCAUUCGUCUUGA
Messenger RNA from Gavia stellata (red-throated loon), 1137 nucleotides. RefSeq names its product 5-hydroxytryptamine receptor 1D (gene HTR1D). The record is from RefSeq and is a predicted model, not a curated record. NCBI's taxonomy places the organism in Eukaryota, Metazoa, Chordata, Aves, Gaviiformes, Gaviidae. Gene Ontology annotation, biological process: regulation of locomotion; smooth muscle contraction; chemical synaptic transmission. The coding region runs from base 1 to 1137 and encodes 378 amino acids. The transcript has a single exon. Gene Ontology annotation, cellular component: dendrite; plasma membrane. Gene Ontology annotation, molecular function: neurotransmitter receptor activity; G protein-coupled serotonin receptor activity.